Molecule: messenger RNA, 968 nt
Organism: Prorocentrum cordatum
Lineage: Eukaryota; Dinophyceae; Prorocentrales; Prorocentraceae
Source: the annotation of a GenBank genome assembly
AGGAUUUGGAGGCCUUCUGUGGGCUGGGCUGGCCUCGGGCGCCGCCCAGUGCCGCCCCGCCGCUCUGCGCGCGCCCGCGCGCGCGGCGAUGGCCGCGCUGGUGGAGCGCUGCUGCGCCGCCCUCUCGCGCUGGCGCGCCCAGGCCGCGCGCAGCAACAGCAGCGACCUCAUAGAGCUCGCGUCCGCGCGCGAGCCCCGCCUCGUCGGCGGCUGCCGCGCCAGCCUCGUCGGGGCGGCGCCGCCGCUGCCGCAGCCGCUGCGGGAGCCCACCGAGGCGCAGCUGCGCGACGGCGCGUGGCGCCGCUCGCGGGCGGCGAGGUGGAUGGAGGUCUGCGGCGCCGCGGUGCUCAAGCGCUCCAGCAGGGCGUCGUUCCGCGACUACGCGGCGCUGGAGCCCGGCGGCCGCGAGCUGUACAAGGAGGCCAUCGAGACGAUCGAGCGGGACGUGCCCCGAACGCUGCCCGGCUCGUUCCGGUUCCGGCUGUGGCGCGACUUGCUCGGCGAGCUGCGCACGUCCGGGGGCUACGAGGAGGCGCUGCGCGACAUCCUGGUGGCGCUCGUGCGGCGGCUGCAGACGGGCAUGCGAGGUGGGCAGCGGGGCUACACGCAGGGGAUGUCGAACAUCGCCGCCGCCCUGCUGGUGUUCGCCGGCGACGCCGAGGACGCCUUCUGGCUCCUCGUGGCCCUCGUCGAGCGGGUGGCCCCGCCCGACUUCUACGCGGAGCCGCCCGGCGCACUCAACGGAGCGCUGGUGGAGGCUGGGGUGGUCAGCUUCCUGCUGGAGCACACCGGCGCCGGGAGGUUCAGCGCCGACGAGAGGGCGUCCGUGUCGCAGAUCCUCACCGUCAAGAUGGGGGUCCCUUUCCUGGUAGACUGCGUGCCGCCCGCGCUGACGAUCGCCAUCUGGGACCACAUCCAGGGGUGGACCUGAACACGGACUUCAUCCUCGAGCGCUGCCGCGCCCGCGC